AAGAGAGCAAGGAGAGAGUAGACAACAUAUGUUGCUACCUCUGUGGCAUCGAAUAUUAACAACUAAACUGCAGACAUUCUAACACUCUGGCUGGGAGGCCUGUGGAGCAAGGUAGCUUAGCCAACAUGGCUGUCUCCUUGCCAUCUACCUUGAGACUCAAUUCUGCACCCGAUGAAAUUCAGCAUCCACUCAUCAAAUUUUCUGAGUGGAAAUUUAAGCUGUUUAGGGUGAGAUCCUUUGAAAAGGCACCAGAAGAAGCACAAAAGGAGAAGGAUUCCUCAGAGGGGAAACCUUAUCUAGAGCAGUCUCCAGUAGUUCCAGAUAAGCCUGGUAGUCAGAAUUCAGUUCUGACCCAACGAGCACUGAAACUCCACCCUAAAUUUUCAAAGAAAUUCCAUGUUGAUGGGAAGUCAAGUGACAAAGCAAUUCACCAAGCCAGGCUUAGACACUUCUGCCGCAUCUGUGGGAAUCGUUUCAAGAGUGACGGGCACAACCGGAGAUACCCAGUCCACGGGCCCGUGGACGCUAAAACCCAAAGCCUUUUCCGAAAGAAGGAAAAAAGAGUCACUUCCUGGCCAGACCUCAUUGCCAGGGUUUUCCGGAUUGAUGUGAAGACAGAUGUUGACUCCAUCCACCCCACCGAAUUCUGCCAUAACUGCUGGAGCAUUAUGCACAGAAAGUUCAGCAGUGCCCACAGUCAGGUCUACUUCCCAAGGAAUGUGACUGUGGAGUGGCACCCCCACACGCCAUCCUGUGAUAUCUGCUUCACUGCCCAUCGGGGACUGAAGAGGAAGAGACAUCAACCCAAUGUGCAGCUCAGCAAGAAACUAAAAACUGUGCUCAACCAUGCGAGACGGGACCAUCGCAAGAGAACUCAGGCUAGGGUCAGCAGCAAGGAAGUCAUGAAGAAGAUCUCCAACUGCAGUAAGAUUCAUCUCAGUACCAAGCUUCUUGUAGUGGACUUCCCAGCACACUUUGUGAAAUCCAUCUCCUGCCAGAUAUGUGAACACAUUCUGGCUGAUCCCGUGGAGACCAGCUGUAAGCACCUAUUUUGUAGGAUCUGCAUUCUCAGAUGCCUCAAAGUGAUGGGCAGCUAUUGUCCCUCUUGCCGAUAUCCAUGCUUCCCUACUGACCUGGAGAGUCCGGUGAAGUCCUUUCUGACCAUCUUGAAUUCUCUGAUGGUGAAGUGUCCUGCCCAAGAGUGCAACGAGGAAGUGAGUCUGGAAAAAUAUAACCACCAUGUCUCAAGCCACAAAGAAUCUAAAGAGACUUUGGUACACAUUAAUAAAGGGGGCCGGCCUCGCCAGCAUCUCCUGUCAUUGACACGAAGGGCGCAGAAACAUCGGCUGAGGGAACUCAAGAUUCAAGUGAAAGAAUUUGCGGACAAAGAAGAAGGUGGAGAUGUGAAGUCUGUGUGCUUGACCUUGUUCCUGUUGGCACUGAGGGCGAGAAAUGAGCACAGGCAAGCUGAUGAACUAGAGGCCAUCAUGCAAGGCCGGGGCUCCGGUCUUCAACCAGCUGUUUGCUUGGCCAUCCGUGUCAAUACCUUCCUCAGCUGUAGCCAAUACCAUAAGAUGUACAGGACUGUGAAAGCUAUCACUGGGAGGCAGAUUUUUCAACCUUUGCAUGCUCUUCGGAAUGCCGAGAAAGUCCUUCUGCCAGGCUACCACCCCUUUGAGUGGCAGCCCCCUCUGAAGAAUGUGUCCUCUAGAACUGAUGUUGGAAUUAUUGAUGGGCUAUCUGGACUUGCCUCCUCUGUAGAUGAAUACCCAGUAGAUACCAUUGCAAAGAGAUUCCGCUAUGACUCUGCUUUGGUGUCUGCUUUGAUGGACAUGGAAGAAGACAUCUUGGAAGGCAUGAGAUCCCAAGAUCUUGAUGACUAUCUGAACGGCCCCUUCACAGUGGUGGUAAAGGAGUCUUGCGAUGGAAUGGGGGAUGUGAGUGAGAAGCAUGGGAGUGGUCCCGCAGUUCCAGAAAAGGCAGUUCGUUUCUCUUUCACAGUAAUGAGAAUUACAAUAGAGCAUGACUCGCAGAACGUGAAGGUGUUUGAGGAACCCAAGCCCAAUUCUGAACUGUGUUGCAAGCCGUUGUGUCUUAUGCUGGCAGAUGAGUCUGACCACGAGACCCUUACUGCUAUUUUAAGCCCUCUCAUUGCUGAGAGGGAGGCCAUGAAGAGCAGUGAAUUAAUGCUGGAGAUGGGAGGCAUCGCCAGGACUUUUAAGUUCAUCUUCAGGGGCACUGGAUAUGAUGAAAAACUUGUUCGGGAAGUAGAAGGCUUGGAAGCUUCUGGCUCAGUCUACAUCUGUACACUUUGUGACGCCACCCGUCUGGAAGCCUCUCAAAAUCUUGUCUUCCACUCCAUAACCAGAAGCCAUGCCGAGAACCUGCAGCGCUAUGAGGUCUGGCGGUCCAAUCCCUAUCACGAGUCAGUGGAAGAACUCCGGGACCGGGUGAAAGGAGUCUCUGCCAAACCUUUCAUCGAGACAGUCCCUUCCAUCGAUGCGCUUCACUGUGACAUUGGCAAUGCAGCCGAAUUCUAUAAGAUUUUCCAGCUGGAGAUAGGGGAAGUGUAUAAAAAUCCCAACGCCUCUAAAGAGGAAAGGAAGAGGUGGCAGGCCACCCUGGACAAGCAUCUCCGGAAAAGGAUGAACUUAAAACCAAUCAUGAGGAUGAAUGGCAACUUCGCCCGGAAGCUUAUGACCCAAGAGACGGUAGACGCAGUUUGUGAGUUAAUUCCUUCUGAGGAGAGACACGAAGCUCUCAGGGAGCUGAUGGACCUUUACCUAAAGAUGAAACCUGUGUGGCGCUCAUCAUGUCCCGCUAAAGAGUGCCCAGAGUCCCUCUGUCAGUACAGUUUCAACUCACAGCGUUUUGCUGAGCUUCUCUCCACCAAGUUCAAAUACAGAUACGAAGGCAAAAUCACCAAUUACUUUCACAAAACCUUGGCACAUGUCCCUGAGAUUAUUGAAAGGGAUGGCUCUAUUGGGGCAUGGGCAAGUGAGGGAAAUGAAUCUGGUAACAAACUGUUUAGACGCUUCCGGAAAAUGAAUGCCAGGCAGUCCAAGUGCUAUGAGAUGGAAGAUGUCCUGAAACAUCACUGGCUGUAUACUUCAAAAUACCUCCAGAAGUUUAUGAAUGCUCACAAUGCAUUAAAAAGCUCUGGGUUUACCAUGAACUCAAAGGAUACCUUAGGGGACUCUUUGGGCAUUGAGGACUCUCUGGAAAGCCAAGAUUCAAUGGAGUUUUAAAUGGAAUCUCCACAUACAAGUUGUUAUUUGCCAAUGUGUUUUCUUUUGGGUUGCAGUGAGGUCUUCUCCUAGCACCCAGCACACCGUUGUGUGGGUGGGUCUUAUCACCCAAGGGGUGACAGGAUGGAGUGAGAGGCCGGAGGUGCUGUCACUUGGUCAGGGAUCAAUAGUUGACGAGAUUGCCUGAGCCGUUUAGUGAGGCCAGAAGAGCAACAGGAGAAAUCAGUUAUUUAGAAGUUCAAUAACUUUGAAACAGCAGUAGCUGCAGGGGACCAGGGAUGCAGAGAUACGUGAGUGCAUGCCACUGUGUGUCAUGAAAAUUAAAGCCAGGGCUGUCAAAGCACAGCCAGGCAUGCUAGAAAGAAAUUUGUCUUGGGCAUGUCUUUUUUUUUUUUUUCCACCUCAAUUUAUUAUAUUUUGUAUUGAGAUAUAAUGCAGGGGUUUUUUUUUUUUUGCCAUGUCAUAUUUUGUAGGGCUAUUUUGUAAGUUUUACAUAUGUUGAUUUAUUCUAUAAGAUUCAAAGGAGUCUUUGAGUUUCUCUACGACACUGUACAUUUGUAGGACACGUUGGCCUUUACCAAGGGCUCUCAGUGCAUUUUCUCGUGUGCUACAUUUAUGCAGAAAUAAAUUAAAUCAAGGCAUGUUUCAGAAAAUCAGCCUUUUCCAGGUUCAGAUGGCCUCAAUAUUGUCACCUUCAGUGUCUAGGAGGUCAUCUGCUGUCAUAAAUUUUUCAGUCAUGAAGCUAGAGAAUGCACCUGUUAGCUACAGCUACCUGUUAAGUAUGAUAAACUCAUGGUCGCUUAGCCAUCUAGCGCCAGCUCUGGCUGUUCAUUUUUACUUUUUAAUUAAGAGUAAUUUAUAGUCUUAAUGCUUUUCCAUGUGAUCUCAACGUUACAGAAUUUUCAAAUCCAUAUUUUCUGACUGCCUAAAAAACCAGACUUAAUCCCUUGUGAAAAUGUCAGUCAGAUUUUCUCUAUAUGAAACAUGGGUCAGUUUGAAUAAGUCCGGGCUCGCUAAAGGCCUGUCCUUCUGCAACGUGUUAUUCUUUUGCUUCUGAUCAGUUGAAUUUCAGUGUGUGUAGAUUUUAGUAGCAGGACAGUGCUGUACUUUUUCUACUUGUUAGGUUUAGAUGGGCUCUACUCAGAGUAGAGGGAUGACUAUGUGUACAUUGUUUACUUAUGUUUUAUCACUUUUGGAUUUUUUUGGAUUAUCCUCAAAGUUACAGGGGUAAUCAAUACCUAAUUUUAAAUUUGAACCCAAGCCUUUAUCUCUUAAUUCUGGGUUCUUUAUACUGUGUUUAUGUUGUUUAUACAGUAGCUUCGGAACUUAAUUAGGAUCUACAACUAAUCACUACAGUUUAUAGUCCCAAGAGUUAUUUCUUUGGGGUUGGAAAGUCAUCUGUUAGUCUUGGGGCUUUAGAUAGAAUAAAAUUGGGCCAAACCUCUAAGGAAUCCAUAAACCCUCUAGUGGCUGCAGUUAUUUGGAAACUAUUCAUGUCCUUAGGAAUUCAGCAUUUGCCAGGCACCAGCAAUUUAAGAGCAGGCAUGGGAUUUUAUUUGCUUGUGAGUCAUAAUGAUAUGUUACUGUUAAUUAGUUUUUUUCUUCCUUUGAUUUUUAUUGGUCAUAAUUGUCAGUCUUCAUACACACUAUAUCAAAGAGCUUUGUAAUUUAGUUGUCAAGUGUGCAAGAGUGACAUUAUCCUAAAUGGCACACAUUUGGUGCAUAUGCAGGGAUUGAAUUUAGUGCUUUCUAUUGAAAGAUGUAGCUGUUUUCUUUGCUUUCUGUAUGGAGCACAUCGAAGACAUUCAUAAUUUAGUUGUCAAAAACAUACACACACUUAAGUAUUAUCUUAAAAACCCUCUUUGUUUUGUCAUUUGCAAACUAAUAGGCUUCUAAACCACCAGUCCUUUCAUCCCAUUUAAUCCUUACAGAUGUCUGUGCACUAAUAAACAGCUAAGUUCCCACCAUCCUCCUACUCCCUAGAGCAUGCUGGCUCUGGUUGGUAGAUGUUUUCCCCAGUCACUCUGUUAGUCAAUUGGCAGCACUGUAAAUACUGCCCAAUAUUAAAUUCCCCUUGCUAGGAUUGUAGGACAAUUUCAGAAGCAUUUGACUCAGGGCAUGAUUUAUAGUACAACCUUCCCCUGACUCUCCUAAUCAGAUCACAUUCUGAUAAACCUCAAGAACACCUGGCCACAGGAUUUCAAUAUGUAGAGUGUCGCCUAUGGCUAUUUGUUUCUCUCAGUGUGGAGACUGCACGCUCGACCCUGGUCUAAGAUACUCUGCUUUUAUUUUUAAGAAUGCCUAUUGCAAAUGCAGACACAUACUUUGGGGAAGUUCACCGCAAUGCAUGGAGGAUUCCAAACCCCCCUCCUUUCCCCCAGCAGGGCUGGCGAAGUGCAAUACAUUUUUUUUUCUGCUCUGAAACCUGAAAGCUGUUUCCACAGGUCUUCCUGCCAGCCUUCUGCAGUGCACUAUGGGGACCAGUGACUGCAGCUGAUGAAAAUUGAUGAAUGGUGGGUGAGAGGUUAAGAAGUAUCUUGGGAUUAAUAAACAUGCACACAGAUGCCAGAGCAGUAGGGAAAGAUGUCUUUCUCUCUCAGGAGGACAGGAUAUUAAUUUUGUCUCAAUUUGUUUUCACAAAGUAUGCAUGAAAAUAAAGAUUUUUUUGGGGGGGAGAAAGUAUGUGUUUCAUAUAAUUUCACACAGAUUUCAAAUUCUACACAGGAGGCAGAAUUGGAGGAAUAAGCCAGGGUCUUGCACAUGCUAGGCAAAUGUAUAUAUCUGAGGAAUAUUCCCAGCUUUCUUUAAGUAUUUUUUAAGAUAAGGUCUGAUUAUUUUCACAGGCUGAUCUUGGAUUUGAGGCCCUCCCAUGCCAGCCUUUGGAUAACUGGGAUGACAUGUGUGCCCACUGGACUAGUUUUGCAAGCAGUUGUUUGAUACAUGUGUAUGCCUUUAGAUAUUGUAUGAUAGUUGUUCUAGUUUUUCUGCAAGAUAUUUUAAAUCAAAGUUGAUACUUGGUAGACAUUUAAAAAUUUUCUUUCUUUAAGCAAAACCUCAAAGUAAUUAGUUUUGGGAGAUAUUUUGUGGGAUUGUAUUUCACUUUAUUUUUUUUAUACAUAUGAUACAUUUUAUUCAAUGGUUUCCAUGAGUCUACUUUUCCUCUCUGAGGGGAGGUUUAGACACCAGGAUGCAAUGUAUUGUUUGAUUUGAGGACCUGUAUUUCUAUGUUAAAUGUUUUCAAGUGGAAGAACAUGAGUUUGAAUACUUAUUUUCAUAUUUUACUCUUUAGCAUUAAGAUCAUUUUCACAAUUUUGUGUUUAAGUAUUUGAAAUAAAAGUUUAAGAUCUGAAGAUAACAGGUGUUGUGAUUUAUAUUGGUGCCAUCCAUAAUGUCACAUAUCAAUAGUGUUGACUGCCCAUACUUAAAAUUAUCACCCCCUUUUUUUUUGAAGGACAUAAAAAUGAAUUUGGUGAUUGUGAUACUUAGUCUCAAUCGUCAAUUGCAGAAAUAGAAUCACCUGAGAGUCAGGCCUCUGGCCAUACCUGUGAGAGCAUACUUUCAUUGGGUUAACCAAUGGGAAGAAUUUCUCUCUGUUAGUAGCAUCAUCUCCUUGGGUGGGAUCUCCCAUCUCCUGGGUAAAAUUGGAGAAAGUGAGCUGAGUGCAAGCAUUCAUUGCUCUCUGCUUCCUGACCAGCUGCUUCAAGUUUGUGGGGCCUUAAUUGUCUUGCUAUGAUAGAUGCCUUUGAAUUGUGAGGUGAAACAAAUCUU
Messenger RNA from Arvicanthis niloticus (Nile rat), 7016 nucleotides. It is a transcript of the gene Rag1, whose product is annotated as recombination activating 1. Gene Ontology annotation, biological process: pre-B cell allelic exclusion; V(D)J recombination; adaptive immune response. Gene Ontology annotation, cellular component: DNA recombinase complex; nucleus; endodeoxyribonuclease complex. The record is from RefSeq and is a predicted model, not a curated record. Gene Ontology annotation, molecular function: metal ion binding; double-stranded DNA endonuclease activity; ubiquitin protein ligase activity. NCBI's taxonomy places the organism in Eukaryota, Metazoa, Chordata, Mammalia, Rodentia, Muridae.